UUUAAAUUAUAAGUAUUUUGCCUGGGCCCUAGCAUCUACUGUAUUGUGUACUGCUCUAUAUAUUGCCUCUUGCAUCAUUAUAUUAUCAUUCAAUGAUAUAGAUCGAUGGACAUCUCUCUAUGGUUGGUAUGAAGGAUCCUACUACCCGUUACAGAUUAUACCACUGGUAAUCAAUGCUCUGUUUUUCAUUGGUUCCUCCCAUUUAGCAGCAUUCCAUAUCUAUCUUACCAUAUCUGGUAUAACAACAUAUGA
Messenger RNA from Perkinsus marinus ATCC 50983, 252 nucleotides. RefSeq lists its product as hypothetical. The record is from RefSeq and is a predicted model, not a curated record. Gene Ontology annotation, molecular function: palmitoyltransferase activity. The transcript is spliced from 2 exons. Lineage: Eukaryota; Perkinsozoa; Perkinsida; Perkinsidae. The annotation marks the transcript as partial.